Molecule: messenger RNA, 8072 nt
Organism: Panthera uncia (snow leopard)
Lineage: Eukaryota; Metazoa; Chordata; Mammalia; Carnivora; Felidae
Gene: SUPT6H
Product: SPT6 homolog, histone chaperone and transcription elongation factor
Exons: 37
Coding region: 323-5500 (1725 amino acids)
Biological process (GO): positive regulation of transcription elongation by RNA polymerase II; nucleosome organization; mRNA transcription by RNA polymerase II
Cellular component (GO): transcription elongation factor complex
Molecular function (GO): nucleosome binding; histone binding; DNA binding
Source: RefSeq, a predicted model, not a curated record
AACUAGGCUCCUAGGGCCUGGUCCCGUAAGGGAAGAGGUAUUGGGGAGCCGUAUGCGGGAAGAAGGGGGGGCCCCCGGCCUUCACUGCUCUAUGAAGGAAAAGGAGGAGGAAACCGGAGUAGUUGCCUAGAGUCUCAGCGCUUUUCCCAACCCUGUGCUACCCGGAACCGGUGAAUUGGUCGCCUUGUUGUAUCAACAGGCUUCCCGGGAUUCCGUCCUUCUCUCGCAGCUUGUGAAAAUUGGGCCACGCCAAAAGAUUGGGAAUGGAAGGGACUUAAGGCUUCUGAGUCAGGAUCAGGCAUCUUAGGCAGGCCGUGAGAAAAUGUCUGAUUUUGUGGAAAGCGAGGCCGAGGAGUCAGAGGAAGAGUACAAUGAUGAAGGCGAAGUGGUGCCCCGAGUCACCAAGAAAUUUGUGGAGGAGGAGGAUGACGAUGAGGAGGAGGAGGAGAACCUAGAUGAUCAGGAUGAGCAAGGCAAUCUGAAAGGCUUUAUCAAUGAUGAUGACGAUGAAGAUGAAGGGGAGGAGGAUGAGGGUAGUGACUCUGGUGAUUCAGAAGAUGAUGUUGGCCACAAGAAGAGAAAACGCACAUCUUUUGACGACCGCCUGGAGGAUGAUGAUUUUGACCUCAUUGAGGAGAAUUUGGGUGUCAAAGUCAAAAGAGGACAAAAAUACCGACGUGUCAAAAAAAUGUCAGAUGACGAGGAUGACGACGAGGAGGAAUAUGGCAAAGAGGAACAUGAAAAAGAGGCUAUUGCCGAGGAAAUCUUCCAGGAUGGGGAAGGGGAAGAAGGGCAGGAGGCUGUGGAGGCCCCCAUGGCUCCUCCAGAGGAGGAGGAAGAAGAUGAUGAGGAAUCAGACAUCGAUGACUUCAUUGUGGAUGAUGACGGACAGCCUCUGAAAAAACCUAAGUGGCGGAAAAAGCUUCCUGGAUACACAGAUGCGGCCCUACAGGAAGCCCAGGAGAUUUUUGGUGUGGACUUUGACUAUGAUGAGUUUGAGAAAUACAAUGAGUAUGACGAAGAACUGGAGGAAGAGUAUGAGUAUGAGGAUGAUGAGGCCGAGGGUGAGAUCCGAGUGCGCCCCAAGAAGACCACCAAGAAACGUGUGAGCCGCAGGAGCAUCUUUGAGAUGUAUGAGCCCAGCGAGCUAGAAAGCAGCCACCUCACAGAUCAGGACAAUGAAAUCCGAGCCACUGACCUGCCUGAGAGGUUCCAGCUCCGCUCCAUCCCAGUUAAGGGGGCUGAAGAUGACGAACUGGAAGAGGAAGCUGACUGGAUCUACAGGAAUGCCUUUGCCACACCAACCAUUUCUCUUCAGGAAAGCUGUGAUUACCUAGACCGAGGGCAGCCAACCAGCAGCUUCAGUCGUAAAGGGCCCAGCACAAUUCAGAAGAUUAAAGAAGCCUUGGGUUUCAUGCGAAAUCAACACUUUGAGGUGCCUUUUAUUGCUUUCUACCGUAAGGAGUAUGUGGAGCCUGAGUUGCACAUCAAUGACCUAUGGAGGGUGUGGCAGUGGGAUGAAAAGUGGACCCAACUGAGGAUCCGCAAAGAGAACCUAACACGGCUGUUUGAGAAGAUGCAAGCUUAUCAGUACGAGCAGAUCUCUGCUGAUCCUGACAAACCCCUGGCUGAUGGCAUCCGGGCUCUAGAUACCACCGACAUGGAGAGGCUUAAGGAUGUCCAGUCAAUGGAUGAGCUGAAAGAUGUCUACAACCAUUUCUUGCUAUAUUAUGGUCGUGAUAUCCCCAAGAUGCAGAAUGCUGCCAAAGCCAGCCGCAAGAAGCUGAAGCGUGUGAGGGAAGAGGGAGAUGAGGAAGGUGAGGGUGAAGAGGCAGAAGAUGAGGAGCAGAGGGGCCCAGAGCUCAAGCAGGCCUCCCGCCGAGACAUGUACACCAUUUGCCAGAGUGCUGGCCUAGAUGGCCUGGCCAAAAAGUUUGGACUGACUCCUGAACAAUUUGGGGAAAACCUGCGGGACAGCUACCAGCGGCACGAGACAGAGCAGUUCCCUGCAGAGCCUUUGGAGCUGGCCAAGGAUUAUGUUUGCAGCCAGUUCCCUACGCCUGAAGCUGUGCUGGAAGGUGCCCGCUACAUGGUAGCCCUGCAGAUUGCCCGAGAGCCCCUCGUCCGACAGGUGCUGAGGCAGACCUUCCAGGAGAGAGCCAAGCUAAAUAUAACCCCCACCAAGAAAGGUAGAAAGGAUGUGGAUGAGGCCCACUAUGCUUACUCCUUCAAGUACUUAAAGAACAAGCCUGUUAAGGAACUGAGAGAUGACCAGUUCCUCAAGAUCUGCUUGGCUGAAGAUGAAGGGCUGCUCACCAUUGACAUCAGCAUAGAUAUGAAGGGGGUAGAAGGCUACGGCAACGACCAGACCUAUUUCGAAGAGAUCAAACAGUUUUACUACCGAGAUGAGUUCAGCCACCAGGUGCAGGAGUGGAACCGGCAGCGCACCAUGGCCAUUGAGCGAGCCUUGCAGCAGUUCCUCUAUGUGCAGAUGGCCAAAGAGCUCAAGAACAAGCUGCUGGCCGAAGCCAAAGAAUAUGUCAUAAAGGCCUGUAGUCGGAAACUCUACAACUGGUUGAGGGUGGCACCCUACCGGCCAGAUCAACAGGUAGAGGAAGAUGAUGACUUUAUGGAUGAGAACCAAGGGAAGGGCAUCCGCGUCCUAGGCAUUGCUUUCUCCUCUGCCAGAGAUCACCCUGUGUUCUGCGCCCUGGUCAACGGUGAAGGAGAAGUGACAGACUUCCUUCGACUGCCCCAUUUUACCAAACGGCGAACUGCAUGGAGAGAGGAAGAACGGGAAAAGAAGGCUCAAGACAUUGAAACUCUAAAGAAAUUUCUUCUGAAUAAAAAGCCUCAUGUGGUGACAGUUGCAGGAGAAAACAGGGACGCCCAGAUGUUAAUUGAAGAUGUGAAGCGCAUUGUGCAUGAGCUGGACCAGGGCCAACAACUGUCCUCUAUUGGGGUGGAGCUGGUUGACAAUGAGUUGGCCAUUCUCUACAUGAAUAGCAAGAAAUCGGAGGCAGAGUUCCGGGAUUAUCCUCCGGUGCUGAGACAGGCCGUCUCCCUGGCCCGGCGCAUCCAGGACCCUCUGAUUGAAUUUGCCCAGGUGUGCAGCUCUGAUGAAGACAUCCUGUGUCUCAAGUUUCAUCCCUUGCAAGAGCAUGUGGUGAAAGAGGAGCUGCUCAAUGCCUUAUACUGUGAAUUUAUCAACCGAGUCAAUGAGGUUGGGGUCGAUGUCAACCGUGCCAUCGCCCACCCAUAUAGCCAGGCCUUAAUCCAGUACGUCUGUGGUCUGGGACCUCGAAAAGGGACCCAUCUCCUGAAGAUCCUGAAGCAGAACAACACCAGGCUGGAGAGUCGGACCCAGCUGGUCACCAUGUGCCACAUGGGUCCCAAAGUCUUCAUGAAUUGUGCUGGCUUCCUCAAGAUCGACACGGCCUCCCUGGGGGACAGCACCGACUCAUACAUUGAAGUUCUUGAUGGUUCCCGAGUCCACCCUGAGACCUAUGAGUGGGCCAGGAAGAUGGCAGUGGAUGCUCUGGAAUAUGAUGAAUCAGCUGAGGACGCUAACCCCGCAGGAGCCCUCGAAGAGAUCUUGGAAAACCCAGAGCGACUCAAGGAUCUGGACCUUGAUGCCUUUGCAGAAGAACUGGAGAGGCAGGGCUAUGGUGACAAACACAUCACCCUGUAUGACAUCCGGGCGGAGCUGAGCUGUCGGUAUAAGGACCUGCGGACAGCCUACCGCUCUCCCAACACAGAGGAAAUCUUCAAUAUGUUAACCAAAGAAACACCAGAGACCUUCUACAUUGGAAAGCUCAUCAUCUGCAACGUCACUGGCAUUGCCCACAGGCGUCCACAGGGUGAGAGCUAUGACCAGGCGAUCCGCAACGAUGAGACAGGGCUGUGGCAGUGCCCCUUCUGUCAGCAAGACAAUUUCCCUGAACUAAGCGAGGUCUGGAACCACUUUGACAGCGGUUCAUGCCCAGGCCAGGCCAUUGGUGUCAAAACACGGCUAGACAAUGGUGUCACCGGCUUCAUCCCCACCAAGUUCCUCAGUGACAAAGUGGUAAAGCGGCCCGAGGAGCGAGUGAAGGUGGGAAUGACCGUUCACUGCCGCAUCAUGAAGAUUGACAUUGAGAAGUUCAGCGCAGACCUUACCUGCCGAACCUCAGACCUCAUGGACAGGAACAACGAGUGGAAACUGCCCAAGGACACGUACUAUGACUUUGACGCUGAAGCAGCAGACCACAAGCAGGAGGAGGACAUGAAACGGAAGCAGCAGCGGACCACAUACAUCAAGCGAGUGAUCGCACACCCAUCCUUCCAUAAUAUAAAUUUCAAGCAAGCAGAAAAGAUGAUGGAGACCAUGGACCAGGGUGAUGUGAUCAUCCGACCAAGCAGCAAGGGUGAGAAUCACCUGACAGUGACCUGGAAGGUCAGUGAUGGCAUCUACCAGCACGUGGACGUGCGGGAAGAGGGCAAGGAAAAUGCCUUCAGCCUGGGAGCCACCCUGUGGAUCAAUAGUGAGGAAUUUGAAGACUUGGAUGAGAUUGUUGCUCGCUAUGUCCAGCCCAUGGCAUCCUUUGCCCGGGACCUUCUGAAUCACAAGUAUUAUCAGGACUGCAGUGGUGGGGAUCGUAAGAAAUUAGAGGAGCUGCUCAUCAAAACUAAGAAGGAGAAGCCCACCUUCAUCCCUUAUUUCAUCUGUGCCUGCAAGGAACUGCCCGGCAAGUUCCUACUGGGAUACCAGCCCCGGGGUAAACCCAGGAUAGAAUACGUAACGGUGACUCCAGAAGGAUUCCGGUACCGGGGCCAAAUCUUCCCUACUGUGAACGGACUUUUCCGAUGGUUUAAGGAUCACUACCAGGAUCCUGUACCAGGCAUCACCCCCAGUAGCAGCAGUAGGACCCGGACACCUGCUUCUAUCAAUGCCACCCCAGCCAAUAUCAAUCUUGCAGAUCUGACACGGGCUGUGAAUGCCCUGCCUCAGAACAUGACCUCGCAGAUGUUCAGUGCCAUCGCAGCCGUGACAGGCCAAGGACAGAACCCCAACGCCACGCCAGCCCAGUGGGCCUCGAGCCAGUAUGGCUAUGGCGGCAGUGGAGGGGGCAGCAGCGCUUACCACGUGUUCCCAACGCCAGCCCAGCAGCCAGUGGCCACACCACUAAUGACCCCCAGCUACUCCUACACAACCCCAAGCCAGCCCAUCACCACACCACAGUACCACCAGCUACAGGCCAGCACCACCCCACAGUCUGCCCAGGCCCAGCCCCAGCCCUCCUCCAGCUCUCGGCAACGGCAGCAGCAGCCAAAGUCCAACAGCCAUGCAGCCAUCGACUGGGGGAAGAUGGCAGAGCAGUGGCUACAGGAGAAGGAAGCGGAGCGGCGGAAACAGAAGCAGAGGCUAACACCUCGGCCCUCUCCCAGCCCCAUGAUCGAAAGCACCCCCAUGUCCAUUGCUGGCGAUGCCACCCCACUCCUGGACGAGAUGGACCGGUAGGGGGCCUGCUCCUAGGACUCUGGUUACCUCUGAGGCUGGGAGAGCCCAGCCGCCCACUGCCUCACUCCCUGUCCUGCCUUUUCUGUCCAUAAAGUGGCGUGAGUUGACGUUCUCUCUGGUGGUCAGCCUGGAUGGGUGACAAGCUGGAUGGCCUUGGGAAUUUGAGCUCAGUGUAAGCUAGGCGACAAUUCUCCCACUCCAGGCCCUCACCGACCACCUGUUCUGGGACCAGGCUGGGCGGGGAGUGUGGCGGGGAGGAAGAAGAGGAAGACGAGAAUGAGAGUGGAACAGUUUUGUAUUCUCCCUACAAGCCAUUUUGAGCUUCUGCCCUCACCUGACUCUGGGCUGUGACCCCGGGGCACCAAGCUCAGCACAUGAGUCUCCCCCAGCUCUUGUGGGGAGAGGAAUGCUAUUUAUUCAGUUUCGGGCAGGAGGGAGAGGAGGGAAGGUGUUUCUGACCCAGAUGCCAACAGCUUGGGUGGCUAUCAAAGCAGAAUUGCAGGGGACACGGGAGCAGUGCUAACCUGCUCAGCCCCCGCCUGGCCGCCUUCACCCACCUGCUGCUGCCUCCGCUUCCUGCCUGUCAUUUGAAUAAACAGUGUUUCUACAGAGCAUUUGGCAAAGCCUCUCUCUCCAACGCUCCGGCUCUUGAAGGGUGGCUUUCCAAGCUGGGUUUGGAGCUCUUGACAGCUCCCCCUGGUUCUUCCAGGCCACCAGAGAGGCAGUGACUCAACAGCAAACAGCUUCUGUAUCUGACCGCCCCGGGCCAAAUCCGUGCUCCACUUCCCAGCCCUGUGCCCUGUGCCCUGAGGGAACCGAGGGAACUCCUGUUGUCCUCGAGCCAGCCAUCUCCUCUGUAUGGUGAAGCUAGCGAGACCUGCCUCAUCUGCCUCCCUGGGGCAGCUGCAGAGGCAGAGAAUGUGUGAAAGCGCUCUGCCAAGAGGAGGCCUGGGACCUCAUCAGUCCUCUGUACACGUUAGCCGCUGUCCCUACACUCUCACACACCCGCCCCAUCUGCUUGCCCACUAGCCUUCUCUGGCACAGCAAGGAAGGGCCAUGAGUAAAUUUGGCCCUUCUCAGCUUGAGCCCCUGUACCUCUUACCUCACUCUUUUUGCCAGCUGAGCCUCAGUCUCCGAUAAUACCUCUGCACAAGUCCAGUAUGUCUGCCCCAGGAUGGGCCCCAAGCUCGCCUGCUACCACACCCGCACGCCCUGGAAAGGGAAGUGCUGGGAUGUUGUGGGGGAAGCCAGUCCCCGCCCCGCCUUCCCUGCUUGGGACCGGCCAACACCCUGGCCCUGGCCUCUUCCCCCUGCCUCACUGCCUCUUUUUGUUCCAGACUCCUGGUCUCCUGUGUUCCUUCAGAAUGGCCUCCUCUCCUAGCUUUGCAAGUUGGUGCUAAGAAAGUGAGGUUCUCUCCCUCCCUUUCCUCUAUUUGGGGCUCAGCAGAGAAAUCAGAAAAGGUCACUGCUGCCCACACUUGGUGAGCUUCCCGUCUUGACUUCAUCCUGUCAUUCAAGAUCUCUUUGGCUGUUGGCAAGAGUUGGGAGGGAAGGGCUGGUCUGCCAGGAACUCAGUUCUAUUCCCUUCAGCACAGAGGUCUAGAAGGGCCUAGCAGGAGCACCAGCUGGGAAGAUCAUGUUCCCUUUGGUGUUACCAGCAUCCUCCUAAGGGCCACUUAGAGGAGGGAAAGGCCAGGCACAGUGGCACAGAGUGGGUUAAAAGGUUCAGUUUAUUAGGGCUAUCACUGCAGACAGUACUGCCUGUCCCCGAGUGGAUUUCACACAGGCCAGUCUCCCAGGAGAUGGGACGCCUCCUUCCCACCCCACCCAGGUGUACUCCUCUCUUGCCCUGAGCCUAGGAUGUUACAGAGAAGCAGACUGUGCCCCUCCCUUGCCGUCCCUCCUGCCUUCCCAUGGACUGCCUCCUGAAAGAUAGAUUACCCUUCAGAAACUCCUGCAGCCCCCUGACCCCUUGGCUCCAGCUGUGUCCAGAACCCGCACCCUCCCCACAGAAGUGACAGGCUGGAGGGAGAGAGAAUAGCAGCAGGGGGUCAGCUACAGGCUUGAUCUCAUUUAUUCUUCACCCUGGAUGCCCUGGCCUCAACUGAGAUUGGGGUUUGAUGCUGGGGGAGAUUUCCUCUUGACCUUCUUGACUGGUGAGGCCUUCGCCCUGGGUUUCUUAGCCUGGGCCGCGUUCUCUCUCUUCCUGGGCAAUGAAGACUCCACGAUGUCCUCGCUGGAGGGUUCCUCCCGCCUGGGGUCAUUGUAACUGUCCUCACUCUCCAGGUCUUCCCGGCUGUCUGGGCUGGACUCUGACAUCCUGGCCAACUCUCUUGGGCUUAUUGAUCGGAUCAAGUCUGGAGGUGGAGAUUCCAAUUUAACUGGGCUUUUCUUCUUAAUCAGUUUGCCCUUCUUGGCUUUUUUCUUCAGCUUUGCCUUCUCAUCUGUCUCCUCCUCGUCUUUCUCUUUUUCUUUUUUCUUCUUUACCUUCUUGAUCACUUUAUUGCCCUGGGACUUCCCUGUGGGGCUCUCAGAGCGCCAGAUAGUGAUGGGAGCUGCUGAGUCCAGGGUA